Cyphellophora europaea CBS 101466 is the source of this 1545-nucleotide messenger RNA. RefSeq lists its product as uncharacterized. NCBI's taxonomy places the organism in Eukaryota, Fungi, Ascomycota, Eurotiomycetes, Chaetothyriales, Cyphellophoraceae. Bases 1 to 1545 code for a protein of 514 amino acids. The transcript has 3 exons. Gene Ontology annotation, molecular function: heme binding; iron ion binding; monooxygenase activity. The record is from RefSeq and is a predicted model, not a curated record.
AUGGAAUACGUCGCUCCUGUCAGUACCCAGCCUUGGGGAGCUGCAUGCCUCAUCCUAGCUCUGGCAAUUUUUUCGUUCGUCUUAUACCGGGCAUACUUUCAUCCACUCGCGCGAAUCCCAGGCCCGCCGUCUGCGCGCUUCUCUGGCUCGUGGAGGAACGCACGAUACUGGCGGGGUACUUGGCACGAGGAUAUCUUGGAACUUCAUCGCAAGUACGGACGAGUUGUGCGGAUUGGUCCAAACGAGGUUGCAGUCGUCGACGGCACUACUGCGAAGCGGCUGUAUGGUCCCGGGACAACAUCGGUCAAGGCACGCUGGUACUCAACAUGGGACCCUCCAUUCGCGAGCGCAUCCUUUGCGGAACGCGACAAACAACACCACGCCUUCUUGCGCAAGCGUGCAUCCGCAGCUUAUGCGAUGUCAUCAAUACUGAAGUACGAGCCAUACAUGCAAGAGUCGCUUGACGAGGUUCUUCAGAAGUUCAAGAAGUAUGCCGGUAAACAGAUUGAUCUCGCAGAAUGGAUCAAUGCAUUCGCAUAUGAUGUUGUAGGCCAACUGGGCUUCGGAGAGGCAUUCGGACACGUGAAAGGCGAGACGGAUGUGAUGGAUUUGCGAAAGACCAUCUUUGAGGGAGCCAACCUGCAAGCUUGCAUGGGCUACUUUGUUGUGGGAUUUGGGGAGCACUAUUGGGGACAGAUGCGAGUCUUUACGAAUGGAGUCACAGCAAUGCUCUUGAAGCUGGUGGGAGCCCCCAUACCCUUGGCUAAGUUUGACAGCUGGGGAACAAAGCGCAUCAAGGCUCGCAUGGCUUCCGCUGACAGUGAUGAGUGGGUAAGAGACGAUAUGCUAUCGCAUUUUUCACGAAUGAAGAAAGCAGAUGGGUCACACGCCGAAUUUGAGGAGGUCCUUGUGGAGGCUUUGCAGCUUGUUGGAGCUGGUGCAGACACCGUCUCAACGGCCAUGCGAACCUGCGUCCUUGCCAUUUGCAAACAUGCCGAAGUAUAUGCAAGACUACAGAAGGAGAUCGACGACUUCUACGUCGCCAACAACCUCUCAGGUGGUAUAAGUUACCGUGAAACUCAGUCUCUACCAUAUCUAGUUGCAGUCUGCAAAGAAGCCAUGAGACUGUUCCCAUCUAUUGUCUUUCAGCUUCCCCGGUACGCACCUGAUGGUGGCUUGUACAUUGACGGCAAGCAUAUUCCAGCGGGCUACGAAGUUGGAAUAUCUCCACUUGCACAGAACCACGACACUGCAAUCUGGGGCGAAGAUGCAGGCGAGUUCAAGCCAGAGAGAUGGUUGGAGAGUGAAGAGAGAAGCAGAUAUCUUUCAAGUUUCGACUUAACAUUUGGCGGACAUGGACCUCGCAUGUGUGUCGGACGGAACAUCGCGCUGGUCGAGGUGCACAAGUUUAUCGCACAACUCUUCCACCACUUUGAUGUCCAAGUCUGUGAUAUGGAACGUCCAUGGCGUAUCAAAUCAUUCUGGUUUGCAUACCAGCAUGACUUCCAGUGCGUAUUGACACCAAGAGAGAGGUUUGCCUUGUGA